CUACAGAUAUUUUAUUUGGAAUGUUUAUAUAAUUGAGUUGCAUGAGAUGCGACAGAAAAUAUCAAUGUUGACACAUUUAAUGAGUCAUGUAUGUUGUAACAUCUGACCUUUCCUUUGUUUGCAUUACUUGGAAAAUUUUUCUUUGAGAACCUAAUUUUCAUCAUCUCUAAACUGCCUUACGUUAUAAGUUCUAUAAAACACAAUAAUAAUAACUAGUAACAGUAGGUUAGCUAUUAAUCAAGAUUACAUAUUUGUACUAUUACGUCAUAAUAACUAAUCCUGAAACUUGUUUUAUUGAUAUUUAUAGAACAUCCUAUAAUAAAUAAAAAUAUUUCCACUAAUUGAACACAAAAGCAUAUAUCUUUUACUAUGGGAACGAAAAAUAUGAUCGAAGAAAUCGACGCUUAUUGCCUCUAUAUAGUUGCCAUCUUUUAUACUCUAUAUCGUUUACAAUCUACAUAGUGAUUUGGUGUAGUUGAAUUUUAUUUUCAGUUAUACAAAUUUUCGUGUAGGCUUAACAUGGUCAACAGUUUAAAACCUGAAUGCUCAUUUACAUCAUGGCACCCUCUAUUUUCUAAAGAUUCUUUGAGAGCUACAAUUAUUCAUAUUCCUGAUGAAGUACUUAAGUACUUGGAACACGAUGCAUUUGUUUUACCUGUUGAGGCAACCGAUUCCACAUUGCAGAAUACAGAGUGGAUGGAUGGAUCUCCAGUAGUAAACGAUGAGCAUUCACUCGAGGCUCAACCAACAUUUCCACAAUUCAGUCAACAAAUUCAAGAUGUCAUAGACGAAUAUGGUGCAGUUUUCAUAAAAAGUAAUUGGAGUUCACCUCUGGAUGCGACCUGGGUUGCACCAACUAAAACUCUGAAAUGCAAGACAUUGGAAGAAGUAUACUUAUUACUAAAAAGUUCAGAUAGAAUUGCCAAAGAUUUGAAUAAUACAAAAAGUUAUAUAAAUCAUGAAACUCCUAUAAAAUCUUCUCUUAUCUUAAAGCAAUGGAAGGAUAUUAAUCCUUGUACAGAAUUUCGGUGUUUUGUAAUACAAAAUGAACUUAUAGCAAUUAGUCAACGGGAUAUAUCACAAUAUCAUAGUUACAAUGAAUCGGAAAAAUAUAAUAUUCAGACAGAUAUAAAAAGCUUAUUUAUGGAACGUAUUAAAAACAGGUUUCCACUGAAUAAUUAUUCAUUUGAUGUUAUACGGCAUAAAAAAGAGAAAGUAAAAAUAGUUGACUUUGGCCCUUUGGAUGAAUCUGUUACCAAAGGAACUCUUUUUACAUAUGAAGAAUUACAGAAUCUAGAAGAAAGUAUUCCAGAAUUUAGGUUUAUCGGUGAGGAAAUUGGUAUUCAACCGAAAGCUCCAAAUCAUUUUUGUAUUCCACAGGAAAUAAAUGAAUUUUUUCAAUCUAACGAAAGUUCUACGUUGCUAGAUAUUAUUCGGCGAGAGGUGGAAAGUCAAAGGAAAGAAUACGAAAGCGCAAAUUCCAAUAGUUUAAAGCAUGAUUGAUGUGUUUGAAAAAAGGAAAACGAAAAAGCUAAUAACAAAUGAAUAAUUGUACACUUAAAAACAUUUUUAAAUACAGAACUUUCACUUUUAUUCUGCCAGACCCUCUUCUAUCAUUACAUUACAUAAAACGAUUAAAGGCUAUCCUACCGCUUAAAAGAAUUAUCGUAAUAUUGCAAUAUUUUUCGAGCCAUCGGCCUUACCGAGCGACGUCCUUUAUAUAGAAAAUAUGUCUUGUUUAUGUACAAUAUGCAAUCCUUAAUACUUCGAUUUGAAAAAGGAUUCUCGAUAUAUGUACCUCCGGACAAGUUAAUACGCUGUACAGUCAUAUCCACGGAGUAUUUUUCGUUCUUUUCUCAUUAUUACCUGACAAAAGUCAACAAGUUCGAGCAAUUAUAUUGAUUGAUCCUUACUCAUUUUUUUCUGAUUUUACAUUUCUUGAUACAUUUGAACAUGAAAAAUAUUUGAUGGUAACUUUUAGCAACUGUAAAUGUAAUUAACUCCUUUUUUUGUUCUUUAUUUUUAAUGUUUCAUCUAUGUGCGAUGUUCUUCAGGAUUGUUAUCAUUUAGAUAUUCAGAUAUUUAAUUGUUGGUAAUUCGAUAUAAUUUUUGUUUACUUUACAUUUAUUAUUUUGCAACUAUUAAAAGGAAGAAAAGAAAAAAAUAAAUUUGAAGAGAAAUUUGAUUGCCAAUAUUAAUAGUUUAGUUAAAUAAAUCUAAAAUAUAUCAAAAAUAGAAUUUUAAUAGAUGUAUAUAAUAUAUACGUAGAAUCAAUUCAAAUUUUAAUUUGUAAGGGUUCGUAUUCAUUAGUAUAGUCAUAAUUUGGUUGUCCGUUCAGACGUAUAUGACGACUAUUCAAGUGUUUCGAUAUUUAUCAUCAUCCAAUAUUUAUAAAUUUAAUAAUUUACUCUUUCACCUCUUUACGACCAGACUCUCGAUCAUACGUAAUUCAAUCACCUUUAAAAACAAGAAACAUUGCUAUGACCAAUCUCGUCCAUAAAACAUUAAUGACUUAGUAGUAUCAGUGUCGCAAAGAGAUGUGCCAGUAAUAUGAAAAUAAAUUUUCUGUUUUAACAAAUUAAGUGAACAGCAAAAUCAGAAGUACCUACAAAAUACUGCAUGAGAUCACGUAAUUUUCUAUAAAGACCUUUCAGUUUCAGUUUCAAUUGUUAGCGUUGUAGUGCACCGCUGCUUUUUUGUACGCGUUUAUUACAGUAGAACGAUCUUAAAAAUAUAAAUUCAAUAUUUUCAGUCCGAAACAUGCGUUUGUCAAAAUGUGUGAAAAUAACGAGGCCUUUAGCAUUUAUCGAAGUCACAAAGGAAUAAUAUGUAUCGCAUGGAAAGAACUACGAAGAUUGCAAGUUUAUGCAUGAUUUUGUUCACUUAACGCUAGUCAAAUAUUUACAUAUAAAUGCUGGUGCAAGUGUAUUCACAUGUAAAUAUCGAUUCUACGUUAAAUAUAAUGAUGCGUUAGAUCGAACCGUAGCCUUCACCGAACAAACUUUUUCCGACUGGUCGUGUAUCUCGAAAAUAUGUAUUAUUAAUGUUUUAUAUAAUUACAGUACAUAUGUAUAAUGGUAAUGUCUAGAAAAGAAAUGUUCCCUUCAUUCGUGCUUUUCCUUUACUGCAUUCUUUUAAACGUAUAUACAGAGAAGCCGAUCUUACACGUUUCUCUUUCUUUUGUUCUCCUUCUUUUUUCUUUUUUUUUUUUACUUUAUAUUUCGGACAUGACUGUACUGGUGUCUAUUACUUCUCUUUUUUCGUUUUUUUUCUGAUUUUUCUCUUUUUUUUUU
Messenger RNA from Bombus huntii, 3293 nucleotides. Its product is annotated as cell division cycle protein 123 homolog. Gene Ontology annotation, cellular component: cytoplasm. The record is from RefSeq and is a predicted model, not a curated record. The transcript has 7 exons. NCBI's taxonomy places the organism in Eukaryota, Metazoa, Arthropoda, Insecta, Hymenoptera, Apidae. The coding region runs from base 520 to 1503 and encodes 327 amino acids.